Molecule: messenger RNA, 5198 nt
Organism: Taeniopygia guttata (zebra finch)
Lineage: Eukaryota; Metazoa; Chordata; Aves; Passeriformes; Estrildidae
Gene: PPFIBP2
Product: PPFIA binding protein 2
Biological process (GO): neuromuscular junction development
Cellular component (GO): presynaptic active zone
Molecular function (GO): protein binding
Source: RefSeq, a predicted model, not a curated record
CGCGGGGGGGCCGGAGCGCCGGGCGCCGUCACUCGGGGGCGGCCCCGAGCGGGGCUGGCACCGGGAACGGCUCCGGGAACGGGAUCGGGAUCGGAACGGGAUCGGGAUCGGAACGGGAUCGGGCUGCGAACCAGCCGCCCGAACCCUCGGUGCGGGAGGCGGCGGGGAGCGCUCCGGCUGCCCGGGCAUCCCGGGUAUCCCGGGCAUCCCGGCGCUGCGGAGGCACCACCGGUUGGGAUCAGGAUCAGGAGGAUCAGGACCAGGAUCAGAAUCAGGACCAGGAUCAGGAGCGCGCCCCGGGUGUUCGAGCGGGGCCGCUCCCGGCGCUGGCAGCGCCUGUUGCUGCCCCGCUCCAUCCCUCCGGCUCUCGCACAGACGCGGCUCCGAAAAGUAGAGAGAGUAAAGAUCUGAAGAAAUCCCAGAGGAUGGCUUCUGAUGCCAGUCAUAUGCUGGAAGCAGCUUUGGAGCAAAUGGAUGACAUCAUUGCAGGCACAAAGUCCGCCACAGAGUUUGCUAAUGGCGGUUAUGAUAUUGUGUCACCUGCUCCAUCAGUGUACCUGGGCACAUUUCAAAUCUUGCACCUCCUGGAGGAUCUGAAGAUGGCCCUGGAGAUGCUGGAGGACCCUCAGGAGAAAGAAGCUCUGCGAAACCAAAUCCCAGGGGCCACAGCUCUGUGUCUGAGGGAGUGGUUUGAGGAGAACCUGUCACAGGUGAACCAUCAUUCAUCCAAUAAUGAAACUUAUCAAGAAAGGUUGGCACGAUUAGAAGGUGAUAAAGAGUCGCUUAUCCUGCAGGUGAGUGUUCUCACAGACCAGGUGGAAGCUCAAGGAGAGAAAAUCCGGGACUUAGAAAUCUGUCUUGAGGGCCAUCAGUUGAAGCUGAAUGCUACAGAAGAAAUGCUCCAACAGGAGCUGCUAAGUCGCACAUCGCUGGAGACUCAGAAAUUAGAUCUGAUGGCUGAAGUCUCAGACCUGAAGAUUAAGCUGGUUGGGAUGGAAAAGGAGCAGAGUGAAUAUGAAGAGAAACAGAACAAAGCUGAGUCAGUAGUGAACCUGAUCAGUGACCUACAGGAGCAGAUGUGUAGACUGCAGCUGGAAAUUAAUAGUAGAAUCCAAGAAAGAAAGUCUCAAGAUAGGAAAGCAGACUUGACCCCUAAUGGUCCUCAAUCUGGUGCAAGAUCAGUAGAGCCUCUGGGCCAGAAGAAUUGCUCUCAGUGUGAAGGUUUGUUACAGGAACUCAGACACCUCAAAAUUAAAGUGGAAGAGCUGGAAAAUGAAAGAAAUCAGUAUGAGUGGAAAUUGAAAGCAACUAAAGCUGAGAUAGCCCAGCUCCAGGAGCAGCUGGCUCUCAAGGAUGCAGAGAUAGAACGCUUGCAAAGUCAGCUCUCCAGGACCUCCUCAUACACUGAAGUGGCAGAAAGAGAGGAAGUUUAUAGGAGAAGGCUAAAAGAAAAACACCAAGAAGUUCAGCGGUUGAAGAUAGGAAUGGAGACAUUGUUGGCUGCAAAUGAAGAAAAGGACCGUCGGAUAGAGGAGCUGACACUGCUGCUGAGCCAGUACAGGAGGGUCAAGGACAUAAUGAUUGCAGCUCAUGGCUCUCCUGUCUCUGGUGGCAGCGAAGAGGAACUUGAGGCAACUAUAAGGAAGUGGAAUCUUCUGAAUAACUCACAAGGAGAAUUACUGAAAACAGAGGCCUCUGAAGGAGAAUUGUCACCAGUUGUGCUCCCUCCAGUGCCACACAAAGCCGUGGAAAUCAGUGGAAGCAUUCCAGUACCUCCAAGCAAUUUAAACUCUCAGCAGGAAGAAUCGUUGGAAGUCACAAAUAGGCUUCCACAGAAAAAAAAGUCAAGUAGUUUAGAAGACUUGCAGAGCGAAUCCUUGGAAAAGUAUGUAGAUGGAAAACCAGCACAGCCUGUUGUAGAACAAGAGCAGAGUAAGCCAGUGGGGAAAGGCAGCAAGUACCAAACGCUGCCAGGAAAGCUGCCCCGAGCCCUGCAGAACGGAGAGCAGGGAAUGUACAGCUCCCCAGAGGGAUGUGGCACGAGUGACAACGAUGACAACAGCAUCCCUAGCCUGAAUCGCGGCAGGAGUGUCAGUGCGCCUGUGCUAGGAGAAACAGAGAACAUGGAUGGCACAGUGGUCUCAGACGACCUUUCACCUCUCUCUUCGGGAACGGAUUCGAGUCCACAGUCUCCGUGGUCUCCAGAAAACAGAAAGAGUCCAAAAGGGAUCAAGAAAAUCUGGGGAAAAAUCCGAAGAACUCAGUCAGGUAACUUCCCUGCAGACGACCUGGGGCUGGCAGAGUUUCGCAGGGGAGGGCUCCGGGCUACGGCUGGACCUCGCUUAUCCCGCUCCAAGGACACCAAAGGCCAGAAGAGCGACCACAAUGCCCCGUUUGCUCAGUGGAGCACUGAGAGGGUUUGUAACUGGCUCGAGGACUUUGGCCUGGGCCAGUACGUGAUUUUUGCCCGGCAGUGGGUGACGUCAGGCCACACGCUGUUAACUGCCACACCUCAGGACAUGGAAAAGGAAAUGGGAAUAAAGCAUCCACUUCACAGGAAGAAAUUGGUUUUGGCCAUUAAAGCUAUAAAUGCAAAACAAGAUGAGAAGUCUGCACAACUUGAUCAUAUCUGGGUGACGCGGUGGCUUGAUGACAUUGGCUUACCCCAGUAUAAAGACCAGUUUCAUGAAUCCAGAGUAGAUGGGAGGAUGUUGCAGUACUUAACUGUGAAUGAUCUUCUCUUCCUGAAAGUCACCAGUCAGCUGCAUCACCUGAGUAUUAAAUGUGCCAUUCAUGUGCUGCAUGUCAAUGGCUUCAAUCCCCACUGUCUGCGCAGGAGGCCAGUUGAGGAGAACAGCGUCUCUCCUUCCGACGUGGUGCAGUGGUCCAACCACAGGGUGAUGGAAUGGCUCAGAUCAGUGGAUCUGGCAGAAUAUGCACCCAACCUUCGAGGCAGCGGAGUUCAUGGGGGCCUGAUUAUUCUGGAACCCCGCUUCAACGGCGACACGCUGGCCAUGCUCCUGAAUAUCCCACCCCAAAAGACCCUCCUGCGCCGCCACCUCACCACCAAUUUUAACGUGUUAAUUGGGCCAGAGGCACAACAAGAAAAAAGAGAAACCAUGGAGUCAGCAGCAUACACACCUCUGACCACCACUGCCAAAGUUCGGCCAAAGAAACUUGGAUUUUCGCACUUUGGAAACUUAAGGAAAAAGAAGUUUGACGAAUCAACAGACUACAUUUGUCCUAUGGAUACAAGCCCAGCUGCUACGAAUGGUACUUCAAAAAACCACGGUGGCUACAAAGGACUAGGUCCUUUCACUGACAGGGAACUGGAUCAGAUGGAGCACUCAGAAGGCACAGUAAUGCAAAUAGGGGCUCUUUCCCAAGGCAUAACCCACCUCACGACGCUGCUGAGCCAAGAUGAAAUGCUGAAUGACAGCAGGUUUUUAACACCGACCUUUGAGGACUGGAGAUGAUGCUUCAGCCAUGACCAAGAUCACUACUCGGUACCUCAGGCCUGCAGGAGUGGCCAGGAGCAGCUGGAUGCUGCAGAGCAGGAAAGCUUUUACCUCUUUUCUGCCACCUCCCAUGUAGCUUUUCCUACUGUCAGUGUAUUCACAUCUUACAGGUAAAUCUCCUCUGUGCUGUUUUCCCACAUCAUGUCAUAGGAAACAGGUGUUGGGAGAGGAGUGGGACUCAUCCAGAGUCUGGAAAGCAAAGACUGGCAAUGCUUUGUCUUUUUAUUCAGUUGACUUUUACAUGCUGUGUUGAUGUACUGUUACGUGAAAGACCUUUUGUAAUUUUUUAUUUUUAUAAUUAACUCGUAGUGCAGGAAUCAUCAAUACAUAAUUGUUCCAUAGGGGCUAAUCAGAGCUCCCUGGAAUUCAGCUGGAGGCUGGUGAGAGCAGCAGUAAUGGCUCACUCAGCACUCCUGUGCUCUUGCCAGACCGGUCCCCAGAAAGGAUUUCAAUCUCUCCUCCCUUUCACUGGCACCUGUCCUGCCCUCUUUUUAUCCAAGUCAGUGUGCUGUAGGAUGGGAAGAAUGGAACCAUAGGACUGUCCAUCAAGCCCUUGCUUUUAUUAGGAUGACAAGCUGCCAUGUUCACAAAUCUUUACCUAAGGCAAAAACAACUGCAGCAGGAAAUUGGAACUCUGAGACUACCAGGAAAGUACCAGAAAAAAACCACAGAUUUAUUUCUUUAAAACACCUGACAAAAUAAAUCUGUUGCUGCUGUACUGGGCUAAACAGAACUCCAUCAGAGGGAAAUACAGCCUCUCACUUUUUGAGGGGCUGAGGGUGAAGUUGUCACCUUUACAGCACUUGUGGCAUUUGUUUACAUGUACAUCUCCUGUAUUAAUGAGCUGUUAAAAAGCUCUCUUAGUAAACAGAUACAUGCCAGGAAAAAAAAAAAUCUCCUUAAUUGUAAGGAAAAGUACCUUGUACAGGGCUGGUGUGCAUUACUCUAUCCUUGCUGGCUGCAGGUGUUGCUUUAGAUUCCAAUAUAGCCUGAGGGCAGGUCAGUGCCAGCCACAACCCUCCCAAAGAAGCUGGGGGGGAGCUCCAGAGCUGGCCACAGGAUGCAGCAAGGGCUCUUUGAGAACUACCUGGGGUUCUUUUUACAGAUAAUCCACCCUGGUCCUCGCUUCACCAAUCUGUCAUGACAGACCUUGCACUGUAUGGUCAGGUGGAAGAAGAUAAACACAUUAUUUGACUGUGGUAAAAUUAAGGCAAAUUAUUUUAAAUCCCUGCAAACUGGGAAAAAAAAAAAAAAAAAAGGCAAAUUCAGAAGAAUGAGAAAUAAGUCUACACAUCAGCAAAGUACUAAUGUUUAAUGUUUAAUAAAAGGUAUUAAAUGUACCAAGUCUGGCAAUGCAGUCAGUGCCAGUGACCAGCUCAGGUACCAUGGGCAUUUGAAAUACUUUGUCAGGUCAAUUAGCCAACAGACUUAUUACAGCACUGCAAAUGGGAUUGGCUGCUCCAGCUGCCCUGGGAUAUUCCAAACACAAUAUUUCCUGUUUUCUUUCAAUGCUGUAUUUACAACUCAGUGUGUUGCUUUGCUGACUUGACUGUGAAUAGUCAAUCCACAAAACAAUUGAUUCUUCUUUUAAAUAUACGUAGUAAGAAAUCCUAGUUAGCAUAACACUGGUAUAAAUGCUUAUUUCCUGACUGUUAUGAAUAAAUUCUGAAUGUUCCGCUC